AUGGGACCACUUGAACCAAAUACACCAAAAAUGAAUAAUAACAACAACAAUAAUAAUAAUAGUAAUAACAAUGAAAAUACCAAUACAAAUAUUAAUAGUGUUUCAAAUAUAAUUAAUCAUAGUUUUAAUAAUAACAAUAGUAAUAGUAAUAAUAACAUCAAUAAUAACAACAAUAACAAUAGUAACAGUAAUAAUAUUUUGGCUUAUCAGAGUUUAGUUUCAUUAAAGCAAUUGAAUAAUCAAAAAUUUUAUAACAGUGGUAGUAGUGGUAUAAUAGAAGGAAAAUUUUUUAAUAAUAAUAAUAAUAAUAAUAAUAAUAUUAAUAAUUAUAAUAGUAAUAAUUAUAAUAAUAAUAAUAGUAAUAAUUCUGAAGAAACUAAAAAUUCAAUUAAUUUACCAUUCCCUUUAGCUACUCAAACUACUACUACCUAUAACGGAAAUGGAGGCUAUCAUAGCUCAUAUAGCAACUCAUCAACUGUUUUAAAUAAUAAUAAUCAAUUUUCUUUUAGCUCCUAUAGUAAUGGUAAUAAUAGCAGCAACAACAAUAAUAAUAGUUCAUAUUCUCAUAACAAUCAAUAUUAUCAACAAGAAUACGCGCAAAUAAUUAAAAAUGUUUAUGGCGGUAAUAACAACAAUAACGGAGGAAUCGCUCCAUCACCAUCACAAUUACCAAUUGGCAGUAAUGUACAUGAUUAUUCAACAUCUUAUAGCCACAGUGGUUCGAUUAAUCAUUUAAAUCCAUUAUAUAGUCAAACAUCACCAACCUCAUCACCAAUUUUAUCACCUUCAUCAACAUCACAAUUUUCCUUAAAUAUAUCAACAAACCAAACAAACAUGAGUACAAAUACAUCUUUUUUAUCAUCAUCACCACCUUUAGUUCAAGAUUUCGAUAGAGAGAUUAAAAGAAAGUCAAAUUUAAAGUCUAGUCAAUCAAUGACUCAUUUAUCAUCACUUGCAUCUGCACCAUACCACCAAUCAUAUACUUUUCCACUUAGAGAGUCUUAUAAUAAUGGCUGGUCAGUUCAAACAACUACUUUUUCAAUGAUGCCAAAUAGUAAUAACAAUAAUAGUAAUCUUUUUAAUUCAAGUAUCAGUGAGUCAAUUAAAAGAAGUAAAAGUGAUAGUAAUAUACAUGCUUAUGAUACCCUUAUUUCACCAAGAAGUAGCGGUCCAAACUCUGGAUCCAAUACCCCAAUCACAUCUUCAUCUCAACCUCCACCUUUUAUUUCCAUGAACUCGCCAAUUUUAAAAUCAAUUUCACAAGAAUUUAGUCAAUCCAAUACACAAAGUAUAUCAUCAUCAAAUGUUUUUUUAAAUAAAUCAGUUUCAUCAAUUAAUAAUAAUAAUAGUCAACAAUCAUCACAAAAACCAUUGGCUUCAUCUUUACCAUCUAUAACCACUAUUUCAGAAAAACCUGUUGAAUGCGAACAAUUUUCUGUACCAUUGGAAAUUUUUGAAGAGUGGAUGGAAGCAGAGGGUUUUAUUAAUGGUGUAACAUAUAUUAAAAGUGGUGGUAAGGUUAUUGGUGCUCAUGCUGAUCGUAAAACUUUAGGUCUUAAAGCAGAAUAUGAAAAACCAAAAGCUACUCACAGAAGAACUAAAAGAGAACUUUUAUGGACCCAAAAAUAUGUUUGCUCAAGAGCUGGCUCACCCAAACAAGUUCCAAAAUCAAAAAAGAAAGCUGCUACUGCUACCAAUAGCACUACUGAGGAUACCACUCCAGCUAGUACUGAUACUACCCCCACUGAAAACAAUGAAGAACUUGAAAUCGAUUUAAAUGAAGAUUCAAAAAAUAAGAAAAAGAAAAUAAUUUCAAAAAAAUGUGGAUGUCAAUGUAAAAUUGUUAUUUCAGUAUACGCUGAUGAUAAAACCUAUGCCGUGGUUAGAAAAAUUGCAGACCAUUCGGUUCAUAUGACCCAACAAGAGAUGGCAUCAGCAAGAUUAAAACAAUUUGAACUACAUAAACGUUUUCAAUUAAUUUAUCCAAAUCAACAAUUAAUUCAAUCAAAUAUAAAUAUUAAUAACAACAAUAACAACAAUAACAACAAUAACAAUAAUAACAAUAAUAACAAUAAUAAUAGUAAUAGCAACACUAAUAGUAAUAACAAUAACAAUAGUAGCAACACCCAAACCAUUUUACCACCAUCAAUUCAAUUAUUUAAUCAACAAAACAUUAGUAAUAAUAGUAGUAAUAUUAAUUUAUUAACUUCAUUAUUAACAAAUAGCACACCACCUUCAAUAUUAUCAUCGUCAAACCCAAGUCCCAUAGGUUUAUCCAAUUCCUCUUCUAGUUUAUCAAAUAUAACUAUCCAACCAUUACAACUCUCAUCCUCAUUAAGCCAACUUACAUCAUCUUUAGCCUCCUUAACAUCUUCAUUAAACUCAAAUAUACCACAACUUAACAAUAACAACAAUAAUCAUAGUGAUAAAAAUGAUGAAAAAAUCCCAUCACUACAAUCAACUAUAAACAUGUUACCACCACAACAAAUUCCAACAACAUCAUCACAAUACCAAAUUUAUCAACAACAAUUAAAUCAAUCAAAUAACGGACUUGGUCUUUUUAAUUUAAAUACCGCUCAAUUCUCUUCACCAUCAUCACCAAUUGACGAUGAGGUUUCACCUGCACAAAGUAACAAUAGCUCACCUUCUAAAUCCUUAACCUCUUCUUUCUCCUCCUCUUCAUUAUCAGCUUUAGCAAAAGGUUUACAUAUUAAUAACAAUUUUUCAGAAUAUUAA
Molecule: messenger RNA, 2736 nt
Organism: Dictyostelium purpureum
Lineage: Eukaryota; Evosea; Eumycetozoa; Dictyosteliales; Dictyosteliaceae
Exons: 2
Coding region: 1-2736 (911 amino acids)
Source: RefSeq, a predicted model, not a curated record